AUAUUAAUUGUUGGACAAAAGCUUCGUGCACGCAAGCCGUUCUUGCUCAUUCAUGGCUCGGGCGGAGCCAAACACCAACGUUCGAAUCUUUGCUGAUUUGCGAAAGACGGAAACACAGUGGGUCAGAAGGUGCAUUUACUGUUCGCAGCAAGAGAAGGUGCCAUCGGCUCCAUCGGAUCUCGUAACAACGGCGACCCAAACUCUAGCCACAAAAGAUGCUGUUCGCGCCGCUGGGGGCCCGCUGGAGCUCGCCAACGCGCCCAUUAUGAUCAGAUGUAGCCCUUCGCGUGGUCUUGCCCGAGCGACAAGUUCUGCCACUAUAAAUCGCCUAAAUACGCAAUCCGUCUCCCGGGUUGAACUGAGUAAACCUAUUGUGUUUGGCAAUUCGGCUCGAUAUCUCGGCUUCACAAGAGACGACGGCCAUACACACGAAUGGACCCUUUACGUAAGGCCAUAUCAAAAUGCUCACGACCUAGGCCAUUACAUAAAAAAGGUAAUAUUUAUCCUGGAACCGUACUAUGCAAAUGAGGAAGUCUUUCAGCCGCCCUUUGAAGUCAAACGGACAGGGUGGGGCGAAUUCGAUAUCGACAUUAAAGUUAUUUUUCGUCAUCGCUCGAUGCGUGCGCUCACCCUACGCCACUACCUGCGAUUGGUAGAAUACGACGGACCUGACCAGACUCCCAUUUAUACCAGUCGCAUGCAGUCAGAAAGUUACGAUGAGAUUGUCAUCUCACGACCGUCGGCCAAAAUUAAGGCCUUGUUCCGCGAAGAAACAGCCUCUCCUACGCGGGUCUAUUCGACAAUACAAAAUCGCACAGGGAACUACACAAACGAAACAACGGAUUCAUCUAUCGCGGACCUCGUAAGGCAACAACAACAAAUGCAACAACAUUCAAAAGCGACUGAAGACGCUAUAUUGGAUCAACACGCUGCUCGACGUGUAAUCCAGCUAACAAAUAUAUUGAAAGGAAAAAAGAAAGUGCUCGCCGAAAUUCAUCGAGUUAAACAUCAGCUGCUGAAAAAUCAUCAGGAGAUCAGAGCGCUACUUUCGAUUGUUGACGCGCAGUCCUUCACCCCUGCAGCCGGGGAACAAACGUCAACGUCAUCAGACGAACUAAUUACGACUCAAUAGA
Molecule: messenger RNA, 1133 nt
Organism: Varroa destructor (honeybee mite)
Lineage: Eukaryota; Metazoa; Arthropoda; Arachnida; Mesostigmata; Varroidae
Biological process (GO): regulation of DNA-templated transcription
Source: RefSeq, a predicted model, not a curated record